AAAUUUGGGGCUGUACAAAUAAAAACUCUUCUAGUUAAACUAAUGGGACGAGAUUCAUUCUGAGGAACUAAUCACUACAUUCCCUGUAACAUUUAUGAAAAAAAUGUUAUUACUGAAAUUAAAGAGAAAUAACAUUUGACAUAUUUUAAUUUACUUAGAUAAAGCUUACACGACUUCAUAUUUAUUUAUAAAUCCAGAUGUCAAAUAUAUUCUACUCAAUGGCAGCACAGUAUAAUGCAGCUUCACAUUUUAAAAUGUCAAAAACAAAUAACAAUUAAAUCAACUUAGAAUAACAAAUUUAUUGUACUAACGUAGCUAUUUUUCUUUAUGAAUAAACUUGCUCAAGUUUCUUAUAAAAUAAAACAAGUGUAUGAAAUCGCUUGAAUCCGCUUGAAGCUUAGUAUCAGCUUUUUUGGAAUGGAUUUGGGAACGAAAAGCAAUUUGAGAAAUCAAUGCCUGACAUUGUCCAAUAAUAAACUCAUUGCCUCUCCAAAAACUCCAAACCAAAAACUAAAUUCACUUAAAAAAAGAGCUGCUAACACAGAAAACUCUCCUUCCGCUCUAACUCCGGAAAAUCGCAAAUUCAUAAAUAUAGUCGAGGAGGAGUCCCCUACACAAAAUUACUAUGAAUUUUGUACUCUUUCACAAAAAAUGUUAAUAGACGAGGACAGAGAUGUUGUUUGGAAUUGGGAAAAACAUAAAAAUUUAUCAGAACCUAGAAACAAAGUCAACAAUUCGAAAGAAUGUAGAGUAAAAGCGAAAUUAUUAUCUAAUAUAAAUCAAGAAAGAAAAAGAGCAAAACCUAAUUAUUCUUGCAAGGGGCUAUACAAAUUGCAAGCUCUUCAAAAGGAGAAAAAAUCCAUAAAUAAAGAUGUUCAAAAUUCAUUGAAUCCUCUUCUAUUAAAUAAGGAUAAAAUAGCAGAGUACAGGACUGAGGGGCGAGAAAUUUUGAAAGAAUCCCAUUCAAAAAUCAAAAGCUCAGUUGAUAGUGGAAUUGAAAGCACCUCAAAGAAUUCUAGGCCAGACGAAAAAUCUAUAAAAGACCUGUUCUGUGAUGAAGAUGAUUCUAUUUUGUUUAGACAUAGUCAAAAACUUGAAAUAUGUAAUGAACAUGCUAAUAAGGCAGGAACUUCUUCCAUUCAACAUGUACAAAGCAACAAAAAGAUUAAUAGAGUUGAGAACUUAAAAUCGGAAAGCUUGAAAAAAUCUUUUCCAGAUGAAAGUCAGACUGCUCUUCAAAAAGAUGACUCUUUUGAUGAUUAUUUUUUGUCAAUUGACCUUUCCUCCAUAAAUGAUAAUAAACGAUUUCAAAGACAUAAUUCAAUGCCUUCUAAUUGUAAUGAAAAUAAAUCCAGUGACGCUAGGUUUCCACGCCAUGUUAGCUCUGACGAUUUUUCCAAAGAAAGUACCUCAACAAGGGAAGCGCUAGUUAUCUCGCCAAUAAGUGAUAUUACAGAAAUAAGCGUGGAGUCUUUUGAUAGCGCUGCGUCGUGUCAGGUAACUGUAAACAAACCUACUAACCGCUGCAGUAAAGAGGAAGUUGAGGCUAAACGAUUAGAAGCGAAAAGGAAGAGACUAUUAAGAAUGAAUAAAAUUUCAAAAUGAUAAUUGUAAUUAAAUUGCGAUGAAAAAAUAAAAUACAUUAUGUAUACUUGAUUUGUUAGAAAAUUUAAUUAAAAUAAGAAUAAUUAAAAUGAUUUUUAUGUUCAGGAAUUUAUAAAAAAUCAUUGCUUGAUGGGAACACCAACUUUUUAUUAUCAUUAUAAUUAUUAUUAUUUUCUUAAGUUAUUUUUGUAAAUGUCAUUUUUAUUCCAAGAAUAAUAAAAUUUGUCCUUACGUAAGAAAUUAAGCGAUAAUAAAAUAAUACAAG
Condylostylus longicornis is the source of this 1870-nucleotide messenger RNA. RefSeq lists its product as uncharacterized. The transcript has 5 exons. NCBI's taxonomy places the organism in Eukaryota, Metazoa, Arthropoda, Insecta, Diptera, Dolichopodidae. Bases 418 to 1605 code for a protein of 395 amino acids. The record is from RefSeq and is a predicted model, not a curated record.